AAAGCAAAGCGCACUGUUGAGUUGUUUGAAUUGUAUAAAUUCUAUGAAUAUACGUAUAAACCCGAACAAAAAUGCAAUUAGAGUCGUAUAGAUGCUUGGUUACAGUUCUGCUUAUUAUUGUUUUAAUUAUGGACGAGUGUUUGUUUUGGUGUUGUGGGGGGAACUGCCUUCAGUCGGACAUUAUGUAGUGACGGACCCACCCCGGCCACUUUCGCCCCAUGUUCACAUUGCAAAUGUUCCAGUCGGACAUCGUUCAAGUGUUGGACGCGCCGCCCGGCCGCUUCCGCUUAAUUUUUAUACUGUUUGUACAAUACAGUUAUGAUUUUUACUUCUUUCAUGGCUAAUAUUUGAGUUUUUUUUCCCCACGGACAAGGAUAAAAUAUUAAAAAUUCAAGGGAAGAUAAAGAACGAAAUCUGCCGCAAAAUGGUCGGUUAAAACGGCUGGGGGGGAGAAUUUGUUGUCCGAAUUUCAAAUUUGGAUUUCGAGACUGAGCUGCUGUUGUUGAGUUUCAAGUGAGUCAUCUUAUUUGGAUGAAGCUCUUCGAUUAAAAGUUCUAGCCGUGUCAAUGAGAAGAUGAAGAUGUUUUCGAUCUCCCACAAGACAGCCUUCGUGGUGGAUCACUGCCCCUACAUGGCAGAGUCCUGUCGACAGCAAGUGGAGUUCGACAUGCUGACCAAAAACCGCCCACAGGGCGUGAUCCCUCUCGCGCCCGUGUCCAAAUCCCUGUGGACCUGUGCUGUGGAGUGCUCCAUGGAGUAUUGCCGCAUCUUGUAUGACAUCUACCCCACCAGAAAACUGGUGAACUUCAUAGUCAGCGAUUCUGAGUUUCACAUCCUGAACAGCUGGAAUCAGGCAGACCAAAGCACCCAGGAGCUCAUGGCAGCUCUCGCAGCUGUGGGGCCACCUAACCCUCACGAGGACCCGGAGUGUUGCAGCAUUCUGCAUGGCUUGAUGGCAGCUGUGGAGUCGCUGUGCAAGAUCACAGAGUACCAGCAUGAGGCACGCACCACUCUUAUGGACAAAGCAGAUCGUGUCAGCAACAGGGGCCGCAUCAUUUGUAUCACCAACGCCAAGAGUGACACGCACGUUCGCAUGCUGGAGGACUAUGUGCAGGAAACCAUCCAGGAGCAGAACAAGCUGGCCAUCAGCUCAGACCGGCUUAUGCAGAUUCAGCAGUGUGAGCUGGUUCUUAUCCACACUUACCCCUUCGGAGAAGAAACCCUGGUUUCUGACCGGCCAAAGAAAGAGAUCUCCCCUGUCUUAACCAGUGAGGUUCAUAGCGUGCGUGCGGGACGGCACCUUGCGUCCAAGCUUAACAUUCUCGUUCAGCAGCACUUUGACCUGGCCUCCACCACCAUCACCAACAUCCCUAUGAAGGAGGAGCAACAUGCAAACACCUCUGCUAACUAUGACGUGGAACUCUUGCACCACAGAGAUGCACACAUGGAAUUUAUUAAAAGUGGUGACUUGCACCCUGCGGGCAGCACCAGUCGCGACAGUGGCCUGAAGGAGACGGUCACCCUGAAAUGGUGCACGCCGCGCACUAACAGCGUAGAGCUUCACUUCUGCACUGGAGCCUAUCGGAUUUCGCCCGUAGACGUCAACAGUCGGCCGUCGUCCUGUUUGACAAACUUUUUGCUCAAUGGCCGCUCCGUGCUCUUGGAGCAACCGCGAAAGUCAGGGUCAAAGGUCAUCAGUCACAUGCUCAGCAGCCAUGGUGGGGAGAUCUUCCUGCAUGUGCUCAACUGUACCCGCUCCACCCUGGAGGACCCGCCCUCUAUCAGUGAGGGAUGCGGCGGAAGAGUCACUGAUUAUCGUAUCACCGACUUUGGGGAAUUCAUGAGGGAGAACAGGUUGACACCUUUUCCAGAUGUGCAGGGCUCAGAGGUUGCUGGGAAGGUCCCGCUGGAGAGAGCGAAGAGGCAGCUAGAGCGCCACACUCGCUAUUGGCCCAUGAUCAUCUCACAAACCACCAUCUUUAACAUGCAGGCAGUGGUCCCCUUGGCUAGUUUAAUAGUGAAGGAGAGUUUAACUGAGGAGGAUGUGCUGACCUGCCAGAAGACCAUCUACAACCUUGUGGACAUGGAGAGGAAGAAUGACCCUCUACCAAUCUCGACAGUGGGCACCAGAGGCAAGGGACCCAAAAGGGACGAGCAGUACCGCAUCAUGUGGAACGAGCUGGAGACACUUGUGCGCACCCACAUGGGCAGCAGCGAGCGGCACCAGCGUGUUCUGGACUGUGUGCUGGCCUGCCGCAGCAAGCCGCCCGAGGAGGAGGACCGCAAGAAGCGCGGAAGAAAGCGGGAGGAUAGGGAAGACAAGGGCGAGAAGAAUGGCAAGGACUCAGAGUCAGAGCGCAGCUGGCAGGAAUCUGAGAGGUUGAAGGCGGCCCUGGAGCGGGACAGAGAGGAGCUGGCCGAGGCAGAAGUGAUCAAGGAUUCUCCAGACUCCCCGGAGCCUCUCAACAAGAAGCCUCGCCUCGAGGUUGAAGACGUGCAGCCAGCUGAAAAGGCCAAAGGUCCAGUCUCUCUGCUCACGAUGUGGACCAACCGGAUCAACACGGCCAACUCGCGGAAGCACCAGGAGUUCGCUGGAAGAGUCAACUCCGUGAACAACAAAGCAGAGCUGUACCAGCAUCUCAAAGAUGAAAAUGGAAUGGACCCCCACGAAAAUGGAAAAGCUAUGAGAUAAUGUCCCUUGGGACCGGGAGAGUCAUCAGUCCGUCGCGGCUGCCUACAGGAAACAGUUUUACCAUGAAACAUCGAGUGUGUUGAGCGAGGCACAUCCAUCUGUCCAGCCUUUUAUCUCUAGAAACAAUGCACAGGUGACAUUCAGAGACUGGACUGAAAAUUUUUUAAUUUCUUUUUUACAUGUUUAUACAGAUGACUUCCGAUAUUCUGAGAGGAAAAUAAACUACAUCUGUGGAUUGUU
Molecule: messenger RNA, 2932 nt
Organism: Scleropages formosus (Asian bonytongue)
Lineage: Eukaryota; Metazoa; Chordata; Actinopteri; Osteoglossiformes; Osteoglossidae
Gene: ints13
Product: integrator complex subunit 13
Exons: 17
Coding region: 575-2692 (705 amino acids)
Biological process (GO): centrosome localization; regulation of mitotic cell cycle
Cellular component (GO): integrator complex
Source: RefSeq, a predicted model, not a curated record